Capsicum annuum is the source of this 2819-nucleotide messenger RNA. Its product is annotated as inactive TPR repeat-containing thioredoxin TTL3. The record is from RefSeq and is a predicted model, not a curated record. The transcript has 5 exons. Gene Ontology annotation, molecular function: protein binding. Gene Ontology annotation, cellular component: cytoplasm. Lineage: Eukaryota; Viridiplantae; Streptophyta; Magnoliopsida; Solanales; Solanaceae. The coding region runs from base 577 to 2400 and encodes 607 amino acids.
AAACUUUAACCAAACAAAAAAGCAGAGAAAAGUAAAAGCAUAGGUGUUGAAAAUAAAUUCCCUUUGCUUACAUUCAUCAUUACUAGUAUUAUUUUUGUGUCUUUUACACCCCCCUAAAGAGCUAAUUACUUCUCCUUUUUUUUCUGUCUCUUAUUAUUUUUCACAUUUCAUUUCUCUUCUUCAUCUCUCUCGUGCAAUCAUUUCAUUUCCACCUUUCCACAGCCAGAAAGAAAGAGAAAGAAAAUUACAAAAAAUAAAAGAGAUAUUAUUUUUUAAGCCGACCACACCGGGAGAUCAUAUAGAGAGAGAUUAUGACAAUUAUGUACUCUUCUGGGGGUCAAUGGCCAUUUUUCACACAACCAAUCUCUCAUUUCCCCCAAUUUUCCACAUCUUUAAAUGUAACAUUUUUUUUCUAAAUGGGUCCUUCAUUUUAUUGGUGAGUUUAUCUAUUUUUAACUUUGCCUAGAAGUCUUGUUUCUUACAUGAGAAGCCUUGCAUGUUGUGCCACAUUUCUUGAUAAUCACCUUCUAUAAAAGAAUCCAAGAAAAUAUUGAAAGAUAUCUCAACAAUUUGAAUAUGGGAGACUUAUCUCCUGAAAAGAAAACAGGUUGUGGCCUGUUAAAUGCUGUUUUUGGAAGAAGAAACAUUUGGACAAAAAGAUCAACAUCCACAGGCUCACUUCCUACACAAAAUUCCAACAAUGUUAACAAUAUAACGCGAUCUUCUAGCACUCAAAAUUCUAAAAAGCAUCGUAAUGGCUCCAACGAGGCCUUUUUAGACACUCACGAUAACCAACUGGAGAAACAAGCUGAUAGGAUCAUCCCAAGGCCUAAUCCGAACCAAUCCAAGGCUGCGGUAGCAGCUCAGAAUAAGGUUAAUUUUCAAGGUGCACCUGUUUAUAAUCAGCAGAAAAAUAAUGGUGCCGGGGUACAAGGAUAUAAUAAUCAAGGAAGAAAAGUACCACCAGCCUCAACAGGAUUAUCAGGAGAGCUUGAUAACAUGAUCCAAGACCAUCAAAGAUCAAAGGGUGCUAAUACAUUAGUCCGUGCAUCGUCUAGCAACGUGAUGCUGUUUGGUAAUUUGGGUAACAUUAGGCAGCAAGGUGGGGGCAAUGGUACUGCUCCCACAACAACUUCAACAGCUAAUCAUGUUCUUGAUUAUUUACCAAAAACAGCUAAAGAAGAACCACCGUCGCCACCACCACCACAACCACAAAAAUCUCAGAUUGGGAAAUAUCCAACUAGUGUUAUGGGUAACGUGGUAAGGAACCAGGGCGAUCACAUGCAGGGGAAAACAGGGGGCUCUGUUUCCCUUUGCCGCGCUCUGUCCACAAGAAUGGACCCUGAGCAAUUAAAGAUUCUUGGAAAUGAGGAUUACAAGAAUGGAAGAUUUGCUGAAGCUUUGUCCUUGUACGAUGCUGCAAUUUCAAUUGAUCCCAAUAAGGCUUCUUAUCGUAGCAACAAAUCCGCUGCUUUGACCGCUUUAGGAAGGCUCCUUGAAGCCGUUUUUGAGUGCAGAGAAGCUAUCACAAUUGAUCCUCGUUAUCAAAGAGCUCAUAAUCGUUUAGCCACCCUAUGUGUCAGAUUAGGAGAUACAGAGAAGGCUAUGUACCAUUACAAACAAGCAGCAUCAGAAGCUGAUCCUGAUGUUGUGACAAAGGUUAAAAAUAUUCAAAUUCAUCUCAACAAGUGUACCGAAGCCAAGAGGCAAAGAGAUUGGAACACUCUUCUUAAAGAAUCCGCCCUCGCCAUAUCGGCUGGUGCUGAUUCUGCAUCCCAGAUAUUUGCUUUGAAAGCCGAGGCUUUGGUGAAGCUCCAUAGAUACCAUGAAGCAGAUCAAACUCUAAAGAAUGGUCCGAAUUUCGAUAUUGAUGAAUGUAUAAAGUUCUUUGGCCCUAUUGGUAAUGCUGGAUUGCUAGUCAUUCAAGCUCAAGUUGACAUGGCUGCUGGCAGGAUCGAUGAUGCCUUAGCAGCGGCUCAACGAGCAGCGCAACUAGAUGGGAACAACAAGGAAGUGAACACGAUGGCAAAGAGGACAAGGGCAGUAGCAAGUGCUAGAGAAAAGGGCAAUGAGCUCUUCAAAGCUGGAAAAUAUGCAGAUGCUAUUGUUGCUUAUGGUGAAGGCCUAGACCAUGACCCACACAACUCAGUCUUAUUGUGCAAUCGAGCAGCUUGCCGGUCAAAACUUGGCCAAUUUGAGAAGGCACUUGAGGAUUGCAAGAUUGCCCUUAAUAUCAGACCAUCUUUCACCAAAGCUAGGUUGAGGAAGGCUGAUUGUUACUUUAAGAUGGGAAUUUGGGAAGCAUGCAUACAAGAAUGUGAAACGUUGAUGAAGGAGACCCCAGAAAAUGAAGAUGUCGCGCAGAUGAUUAAGGAUGCCCAACAACAACUCAAAAAAUGAGGAAUUUUCCAAAGAUGUGAAGAGCAUAAACACCACCAAUGACAUUUAUAGUUGUCAUUAAUUUGUCAAUCUCCAUAACAAAUAAUUGAACGGUAUCAUCACUUGUUUGUUCAAUUCCAGGCCCUCCAUAAAAGGAAAAAGAAAUGGUCAAAAAUAGAAAAAUACCAUGAGGAAAGAAAUGGAGGGGAGGGGUUAAGUGAGAAUGGGAGAAAACCAAAGGAGAAUUAAGAGGCUUGAGUUAGAUAAUAGGAAUUGGUAGGCUAUAUUGGCUCAUCUUUAGGAACAAAACAAAGAAAAAGAAAGAAAGAAAUUCAUUAGGGUGCUUUGGGACAAAAAAUUAAAGCACGAUUUUUAGCGAACGAUAACAAUUCUUUUACAUUUAUUGAAUUUUCUUAAUAGUAUGGAAUUAUUUUUUUUUA